AUGCAUCUUGUGUCACAAUCAGCCUUAAUUGCGCUGUCAUUUGCUUUGGCUGAUGCAACAACUUUCGAGUCGGCAUCGCAAGCUCUGCAACUGGACUGGGACACCAUCACCCCCAGUGGCGACCUGGUCUAUCACGACUGUUACGAUGGGCUUCAGUGCGCGCGCCUAGAGGUCCCUCUUGACUGGACCAAUAGCACCGACACUCGGACUGCCGUCAUUGCCAUUGCCAAACUCCCUGCUGUAGUCUCUGACAAUGAUCCCAGUUUUGGCGGAAGUAUCUUUGUGAAUCCGGGAGGGCCAGGAGCUUCAGGUGUUUCUUUCGUUCUCUCGGAUGGGCAUGAUUUGCAGCAAUAUGUCGAUAAGCCUGGUCGCCGCCACUACGAGAUUGUCUCGUGGGAUCCCCGUGGGAUCGGCCGCACGACUCCAAGCUCCGACUGCUUCCGCUCUGAUGCCGUGUCUCGCAGUGCGUGGCAGCUUGAGGCCCGUGGAAACGGUGGGCUGGACAAAGGCCUUGACCCAAUCAAAUAUGGCCUCGCAAUGGCAAAAGCUUUGUCUCAGCGAUGCAAGGAUUCGGAGCAUCAGUGGGGAGAUGCAAUGGCGUUUGUGAAUACUCCUAGCGUGGCUCGGGAUAUGGUCCAGAUGGUGGAUAAAAUCGAUGAAUUGAGAAAACGUGAGGGCGUCAGCAAAGCACAUGACGAGCCCCGUCUAGAGCUCAAGAAGCGGACUGAGGAAGAUGAUGUGCCGCGCCUGCAGUACAUUGGCUUUUCCUAUGGCACGGCCCUUGGCAACUACUUUGCGAGUUUAUAUCCCGGCCGUGUCGGGAGGAUGGUGCUUGAUGGAGUAGUGAAUGCAGAUGAUUAUGCAAAUGGUCCUGGCUGGCUUACGAACCUCCACGACACGGAUGAAAUCUUGGAGGAAUUUUGGCGAGGCUGCCACCAAGCCGGUCCAUCUACUUGCGCCCUUGCUUCUGACUCAGACGGUUCUGCGUCUGAGAUCAAAGCCAGAUUCUGGUCUUGGGUGGCCGAUCUCGACGACAUUCCAAUACCCGCACUGUCUUCUACAGGCACUAUAGUCGUCAUCACCGGCGAUGAUAUCCGUAAACUUGUUGGCUCUUCCCUCUACGAUCCCAUUCGGACCUUUAAGCUCCUCUCAACAACGCUUCAGCAGGCUAUGGCUGGCAACACGACCGGCCUCGUCAGUAACCUGGUAAAGCUUGGCCAUGUGCCGAAUCUAGACACCAUCUGCUCCGAGAAUAAUGGCACUAAGCCAGCUUCUAUUCUUCCUGAAUCUCAGUCUGCUGUCAUUUGUGGCGACGGUGAUGAUAUUACUGACAAAGACGCUAGUUGGUGGUACAAGUAUGUUCAGCGCCAAGUGAGCAAGUCAAAGCUGUAUGGAAGUUAUUGGGCCAAUAUUCGCUUCAGCUGCUCUAGUUGGCCGUUUCGCCCCAAUUUAUCGUUCAAGGGCCCUUUCACAACCCCCAAAGCGUUUCCCAGCUUAGCUGCGGGACAUCCAGCUGCUCCUCUGUUGUUUCUAAGUCCCCGCCUGGACCCCGUUACACCACUGAACUCGGCCCGCGCAAUGGCUGCUAACCACCCUGGCGCGGCAGUUGUCAUUCAAGAAUCCAUGGGCCAUUGUGUUAUUGGCACUGCUCCAAGUGACUGCACCAAGGCUAUUGUGGCUGACUAUUUCGAAUCCGGAACUGUUCCAUCAGAGGAAAUAGCAUGCAAAGCACAGUGUGGGCCAUGGGAUGACAACUGCAGUGGCUAUUCUCCUGCAGCUGUAAGCAUCAGUGAGUCUACAAGCUGGCAAUUCCGGGGCAAUCCAAUCCUCUUUCUAUAG
This is a messenger RNA of Trichoderma virens Gv29-8, 1839 nucleotides long. RefSeq lists its product as uncharacterized. The coding region runs from base 1 to 1839 and encodes 612 amino acids. The transcript is spliced from 2 exons. The record is from RefSeq and is a predicted model, not a curated record. NCBI's taxonomy places the organism in Eukaryota, Fungi, Ascomycota, Sordariomycetes, Hypocreales, Hypocreaceae.